Messenger RNA from Sinocyclocheilus anshuiensis, 2165 nucleotides. Its product is annotated as mitoguardin-2-like. NCBI's taxonomy places the organism in Eukaryota, Metazoa, Chordata, Actinopteri, Cypriniformes, Cyprinidae. Bases 237 to 2018 code for a protein of 593 amino acids. The record is from RefSeq and is a predicted model, not a curated record. Gene Ontology annotation, biological process: mitochondrial fusion. The transcript has 16 exons.
CGCCCACCAGGAAAUCACAGGUUAGUGUGUGCAAUGCGGAAUGAAAAUGUCCUUCCAAAAUAGGAGAAAGCAACGAAAAUGAAGAACUCGGCAAGUCUGCGACGUGGAAUCGAAAGCUCUGUUUCCGGAUGAGUCCUGCUGAUCUGCAGAGCUGAACUCCUGCUCCAGCUGUUCCAGGAUCUGUGUGGAGCGACUCGGAUGUGAAAGCAUCUGCAGGACGGAGGGGCGGAGCUGAGAUGUCAAUCAGAAGCGCUGAGGGCGUGUCCAUCAUGCAGGCCUUAGCCAUGACCGUGGCUGAGAUACCUGUGUUCCUGUAUUCCACCUUUGGACAGUCUAUAUUCUCUCAGCUGAAGUUGAGCCCUAGUCUGAAGAAGGUGCUGUUUGCCACGGCUCUGGGCACCGUGGCUCUGGCACUGACCGCGCAUCAGUUGAAGAGACGGGGCAGGAAGAGGAAGCAGGUAGUCAGUAAAGAAGCUCAGAAACCUAUGGGCGUCCCAGAACAGCUGCUCCGAACCAGUCGGCCAGCCUCGCUCAAGAGAGGGCCGGUUCCAGGGCGUCAGAUGAUGAGUCCCAGCACCCGCAGUAAUGACACUCUCAGCGGCGUCUCGUCUCUCGCGCAGAGCAAACACUCGAGCUCUUCACACAGCAUCGCCUCUAUGCGAGUCCCCUCCUCUCCCAACCAAUCAGUGAACACUGGGAUGCCGUGGGAGGCGGAGCCAGUGGCAGAGGAGCCGGGAGUCGGGGAGGAUGCCAACGCUGAGAACCUCUAUCUCAUAGGGAUGGAGCUGUUUGAGGAAGCCCUGCGCAAAUGGGAGCUGGCUUUAAACAUCAGACACAGAGCUCAUUCUUGUGCAUCUGGAUCACACAGUCUCGGCCCGCAGGGGUCAGAACUCGUGGAGCGUCAUUCGCCUGAGCUUCAUCAUCAUCAGUUUGCGAAGAAGCUUGAGUCUCUGCUGCACCGAGCGUAUCACCUACAGGAAGACUUCGGCAGCACCAUCCCGCCCGAAAGCCUCCUGGCUGACCUGGAGAGUGAAGCAACGCUGAUCCUGCCCACACUAGGGAGUUCCCAUCGCACCCGAGACGACGAUGCCUUAACAGUCACGUCAGACGACUCGUUUUUCUCUGCUGCUGAGUUGUUUGAGACGUUCUCUCUAGAGGACACGUAUCAUCCUCUGAAGCCGGCAGCGCUGUAUGAAGAAGCCCUGAGUUUAGUGAAGGAUGAAGGCGUGGCCUGCAGAUCACUGAGAACUGAACUUCUGGAGUGUUACAGCGAUGAGGACUUCCUUGCCAAACUGCACUGCGUCCGCCAGGCCUUCCAGGUGCUGCUGCUGGAUGAGACGCACAGGAUGUUCUUCAUGGAUACGGGGAAGCAGAUAAUAUCGGGACUUCUGGCCAAAGCCAACAAGAGUCCGAAGGCAUUUCUGGAGAGUUAUGAUGACAUGCUGCAGUACACACAGAGAGAGGAGACGAGGCCCGUUACCAAGAUGGAGCUGGAAGGACGAGGGGUGGUCUGUAUGAACUUCUUUGACAUUGUGCUGGACUUUAUCCUCAUGGAUGCGUUUGAAGAUCUGGAAAGUCCUCCAUCUUCAGUGGUGGCCGUUCUAAGGAACCGAUGGCUCUCGGACAGUUUCAAAGAGACGGCAUUAGCUACAGCCUGUUGGUCUGUGCUAAAAGCCAAAAGGAGAUUGCUAAUGGUUCCUGACGGUUUUAUUGCCCAUUUCUAUGCCAUCUCUGAACACGUGAGUCCAGUUCUGGCUUUCGGGUUUCUGGGCCCCCGGCAGCACCUCAGUGAGGUGUGCACCAUAUUCAAGCAACAGAUUGUUCAGUAUCUGAAGGACAUGUUUGACCACGAUAAGGUGCGUUUCACGUCCGUCUCGUCUCUGGCCGAAGACAUCCUCAGUCUGUCCCACAGACGAGCGGACAUCCUGGUGGGUUACCUGGGCAUUGACAGUCAACCUGAGACCAAUGGAGCUUUACCCAAGAGCCCCUGCCAAGCCAACAGCGGACAGCAGGACUGAGGUGCACAAUCCUAAUCUAACCUGCUAGUUUUAAAAGAGACCAGACACCAGGUCUCACUUAGCUAUUCGUCACGGUCUAAUCAACGGGACUAUAAAGUACAUUCAUAUAAAAGAUUGAUUAUUCAGACAGAUAAACCACUACAGACU